Molecule: messenger RNA, 671 nt
Organism: Hymenoscyphus albidus
Lineage: Eukaryota; Fungi; Ascomycota; Leotiomycetes; Helotiales; Helotiaceae
Source: the annotation of a GenBank genome assembly
AUGUCCGAGUAUCGGGCAUGUAUGAUUAUUGGGGCUGUUCAAGUUGACAGAGACCGUGACCAGAGAAAAGGACUGACUGUCGCCGCUCAAUCAGUGACACGCCAGGGAACUAUUGUCUACGAGAAAGAGCGCAAGUUCGUAGUCCUCAGAGUAUUUACCACACAUGUCGUUGUAUUGCCGAUCUACACAUUCGUAGGUCAGGGUUUAGAAACCCGACAAGCAGAGAAGAACGACUAACUUACGUCUCCAUCCGAGAGGUGGAUGGUGGAGAAAAUGCUCUGCCGGCGGAAAGUGACCACCUCAUCGUAUGGAGCGAGGCGACCCUCGAAUGGUUAAAUUGUGGCCGCGCUUGGGGUAGAAUGAGCAAUAACGCAGUUGUUCAUUUUACUUGUCCGCUACGACAUAUGUUCACGAAUCCAAGUCAAAUAUUGGGGGAAGUAACAGAAGGAUCAUUUAUUAGCCUUCGAAAACUCUAUCUUGGUGCUUUCAGCGAUCCUACAGAUUUUGCAGAUGAUAAAGAGCCAACCGACCGCGGGGGCAGAACCAAAAGUAGAGCAGACUGCAACUUCAGGGUCAGCACCAGCACCAUUGCCAUCCCGCCCUUCCCCAUGGAGUGUGGUAGCAGCGACUCCACGCAAUCUUCCGUCAACAAGCACUGUCGGUCCCACUAG